AAGUAAUGGUCAUAGGCGUGGCUAGUGUUAGUGAGCUGCUGGAGGAGGGUCUCCAGUAACUGGGGUGUGAGGAGGCGCCAGCAGAGCAGGAGUGCGGAGAUUCAGUAGUUGAGUCUUUUCCAGUAACACUCCCAAAAUAGCACGAUGUCGCAGAUCCGUAUUGUGAAAGGAGGCCUAAGCUUUCUGGGUGUUAAGCGCAUCUCUCUACUCAAUGUGGCUUUCCAGAGUACACAACGUGUGGAGUACAAACCCAUCAAGAAGGUGCUGGUUGCCAACAGAGGUGAGAUUGCAACAAGAGUGUUCAGAGCAUGCACUGAACUGGGAAUAAGGACAGUUGCAGUCUACUCCGAGCAGGACACUGGUCAGAUUCACAGGCAGAAGGCAGAUGAGGCCUAUCUUAUAGGAAAGGGAUUGCCUCCAGUCCAGGCCUACCUAAACAUACCUGACAUAAUAAAGGUUGCCAAGGAGAAUGAAGUUGAUGCAGUUCACCCUGGCUAUGGCUUCCUGUCGGAGCGCGCAGACUUUGCCCAGGCAUGCAUAGAUGCCGAUGUCCGAUUUAUUGGCCCUUCACCUGAGGUUGUGCGUAAGAUGGGGGACAAGGUGGAGGCUCGAGCUAUUGCCGUAAGUGCUGGCGUUCCAGUUGUUCCAGGUACAGAUUCUCCUAUUAGUUGUUUAACGGAGGCCAAGGAAUUUUCAAACAAAUAUGGAUUCCCAAUAAUCUUCAAAGCAGCAUAUGGAGGUGGUGGACGAGGCAUGCGAGUGGUACGGAGCUAUGAGGAGCUGGAGGAGAACUACACCCGAGCCUAUUCUGAGGCCCUCUCUGCUUUUGGAAAUGGUUCCUUGUUUGUAGAGAAGUUCAUUGAAAAACCCCGUCACAUAGAAGUCCAGAUACUUGGUGACAAGUACGGUAAUGUGGUCCAUCUGUAUGAACGUGAUUGCUCCGUUCAGAGACGACACCAGAAAGUGGUUGAGAUAGCUCCAGCCGCUCAGCUGGAUCCUCAACUCAGGGAUCGGCUGACCUAUGAUUCUGUCAAACUAGCAAAGCAGGUCAACUAUGAAAAUGCAGGUACAGUUGAGUUCCUUGUGGAUAAACAUGGCAAACACUACUUCAUAGAAGUCAACUCUCGACUGCAGGUGGAGCACACUGUGACGGAGGAGAUAACUGAUGUUGACCUGGUUCAUGCUCAAAUUCAUGUGGCAGAAGGAAAAAGCUUGCCUGACCUUGGCCUGAAGCAAGAAAAUAUCCGUAUUAAUGGCUGUGCCAUUCAGUGCAGAGUCACCACAGAAGACCCAGCCCGUGGAUUCCAGCCUGACACUGGCAGAAUCGAAGUAUUCCGGAGCGGUGAGGGAAUGGGCAUCCGAUUGGACAGUGCCUCUGCCUUCCAAGGAGCUGUCAUCUCCCCACAUUAUGACUCCCUUCUUGUCAAGGUCAUUUCCCAUGGGAAAGAUCAGCAAGGGGCAGCCACCAAGAUGAGCAGAGCAUUGGCAGAAUUCCGAAUCCGUGGAGUGAAGACAAAUAUUCCUUUCUUGCAAAAUGUCCUGAAUAAUCACCAGUUUCUAUAUGGAACAGUGGACACUCAGUUUAUUGAUGAAAACCCCGACCUCUUCAACCUGAGGCCAGUGCAGAAUAGAGCACAGAAGCUUCUAUAUUACCUUGGUCAUGUGAUGGUGAAUGGUCCAACCACACCCAUUCCUGUUAAAGCCAAGCCAUCAACUAUAGAUCCUGUCAUCCCCCCGAUCCCGAUGACUGAGCCGCCUGCUGGAUUCAGGGAUAUCAUCCUCCGUGAUGGGCCAGAGGGGUUUGCACGUGCCAUACGCAAGCACCGGGGCCUCCUCCUUAUGGACACUACAUUCCGAGAUGCCCACCAGUCACUCCUUGCUACUCGUGUUCGUACUCAUGACCUUAAAAAGAUUUCACCUUUCGUGUCACACAACUUUAGCAAUUUCUUCAGUUUGGAAAAUUGGGGAGGUGCUACGUUUGAUGUUGCUAUGCGCUUCCUUUAUGAAUGCCCAUGGAGACGCUUGCAAGAAUUAAGGGAACUUAUUCCUAACAUACCGUUCCAGAUGUUGCUGAGAGGUGCAAAUGCUGUAGGGUAUACAAACUACCCCGAUAAUGCCGUUUUCAAGUUUUGUGAGGUAGCUAAAGAGAAUGGAAUGGACAUUUUUAGGGUCUUUGACUCUCUGAACUAUCUGCCCAACAUGAUUUUGGGUAUGGAGGUGGCUGGCAGAGCUGGUGGCGUGGUAGAAGCUGCCAUCUCCUAUACUGGCGAUGUAGCGGACCCCACUCGUACAAAGUACACAUUGGACUACUAUAUGAAUCUGGCUGAAGAGCUUGUGAAGGCUGGAACACACAUCUUGUGCAUUAAGGACAUGGCUGGGCUGUUGAAACCAAAAUCUUCAGAUUUGCUUAUCCGAGCUCUGAGAGAUAAGUUUCCAGAUAUCCCAAUCCACGUGCAUACCCAUGACACAGCCGGUGCUGGAGUAGCUUCUAUGCUGGCAUGUGCACAAGCUGGAGCAGACGUUGUAGAUGUUGCCGUUGACUCAAUGUCUGGGAUGACUUCUCAGCCUAGUAUGGGAGCUUUGGUAGCAUGUACGAAGGACACAGACUUAGACACAGGAAUCAGUCUGGACAAGGUAUUUGACUAUAGUGAGUACUGGGAAGUGACAAGAGGUCUCUACGCUCCUUUCGACUGCACAGCAACCAUGAAGUCAGGAAAUGCAGAUGUUUAUGAGAACGAGAUCCCUGGAGGCCAAUAUACCAAUCUUCACUUCCAGGCUCACAGCAUGGGGCUGGGUAACAAGUUCAAGGAAGUGAAGAAGGCAUAUGUUGAAGCCAACAAACUCCUUGGAGAUAUUAUCAAGGUAACACCCUCCUCCAAAAUAGUUGGGGACCUGGCACAGUUUAUGGUGCACAAUGGGCUGACACGUGAAGAGGUUGAGUCUGCGGCAGAUGAACUCUCCUUCCCGCUCUCUGUGGUGGAAUACUUGCAGGGUUACGUUGGCAUUCCUCAUGGUGGAUUCCCAGAGCCUUUACGCUCCAAGGUAUUGAAGGACUUGCCACGUAUUGAGGGUAGACCUGGAGCCACUUUACCACCCAUGGACUUCUCCAAAAUGGAAGAAGAUUUGAAGAGCAAAUAUGAUGAUAUCACUCCAGAGGACAUCCAGUCCGCUGCCAUGUAUCCCAAAGUAUUUGAGGAGUACAAGGACUUUAACACUCAGUUUGGUCCCGUGGAAUGUCUCAACACUCGCCUCUUCCUGGAGGGACCCAAGAUUGCAGAGGAGUUUGAGGUGGAACUGGAAAGAGGAAAAACUUUGCACAUUAAAGCUCUUGCUCUGGGAGAUUUGAACAAGGCCGGCCAGAGGGAAGUCUUCUUUGAGCUGAAUGGCCAGCUCCGAUCCCUGCUUGUGAAAGACACACAGGCCAUGAAGGAGAUGCAUUUCCACCCCAAGGCUCUAAAAGAUGUGAAGGGCCAAAUUGGAGCCCCCAUGCCAGGAAAGGUGAUUGAUAUUAAAGUGAAAGAAGGGCAGACAAUUGAGAAGGGGCAGCCUCUGUGUGUGCUCAGUGCCAUGAAAAUGGAGACCUUGGUCAAUUCUCCAGUCUCUGGAACAAUCAAGAAAAUCUAUGUGAAACUCGACAUGCAUCUAGAGGGAGAAGAUCUUGUUCUAGAAAUUGAAUAAAUUGAAAGUUAAGAUGGGACAAUCCUACUGGGAAAGAGGGACUUAAUGAAUUUCUGGCUUUAUCUUCCACUUGUGAGUGGGGGAGGGUCUGCUCGUCAUCCCAUGUCUGCUGAUUGUCUUCAGUGUAACCAUUAAGUGCUUUACAUGUGGCUCUACAGGUCUGCAGUAGAUGGAAUGUUAGAUUCCUUUUUUGGAAGAUGGUAACUUGCUAGAUGCCACAUCUAAAUAGUAUUUGCUGAGCUCUUGUCAGUCUAACAUUAUGGAAAUUGCUUACUAGUCUGUAUUGUGGUGUCCAGAGUUUUAUGCUACAUGGAGAUAGUUUAUUGUGGAGAUUGCUCGCUAAUUGUAAAGGAUUCAGAUGUUCACAUGACAAAUAAAUAUCAUUAUUUCAUUAUUCAUAGAGGAACAGUAAAUGGCUACACUACCGUACAACAACCACUUCAGUGCUAUAACUACAAUGAUACGGAUUCUAAAUGUACAAGAUAGGCUAGAACUUCCUCAUCCCAAAUGUUUCCUGUUGUCUCCAGUGAAUGACUGCAAUGUGUGAUAGCAUGCUGUAGUGGUACAGCCAAUGUCCUGCAGUGUGCCUUGCAAAUCUUACCCGAUCGUAGUCCUACUAUUGAUCAUUGUGCGGAUUCCCUCCUUUGUAUCUUAUUUUGCCCACUAUCCACGUAUGAUAUCGAAGCUCUCUGCUAGUAAUAUAAUACAGAAAUAUAGGAUUUAACAGCAGAUAAGAACCACUUGGCCCAGCUAGUCUGCCCCUUUGGCCCAUAUAGUAUGCCGCUUUUCGGCAAAGGCAGUUUGGGCAGGUACUGUAAGUUGGCCAUGGUAUCACCGAAUAGCACACUGUUAUAUGUUGCCAAAUGUGUUUAUACAUUUCUCCCCCAACAGUACCGUGCUCUCUGUCAGCUAACCAGAAAAAAUGGAAAAUCUAAAUUAUCUUCACAUGGGUGUAAUCCAUACAUCGUAUACAUCGCUCAAUAUAUAGUGUUAUAUUGUUUUGGGAAUCAGUCUCUGCCUUUUUGCAUUUAUCUUCGGACUUUGACAUAUUAGAUAUAAGUGCAGCUGCAGCAGUGACACUGCACUAAGAUUUCUUCCUUCAGUUAUUUGCUGAUUAUAGUUAUGUUUUGUGUACAAAUGUAGCUACAUCCAUCUUGUCUGAGUAGCUGAGUGGUGCCUUCGCGACCUUGGAUUGUAUUUACAUCAAUUGUCUUUUUUUGACAGUCUUUGGAAUGAGUGUGUACAGACGAACUAUAACUGGGAGACUUUAUAUUAUAUGGCGAUGUCAUAAAUGAACUAAUAUCAGAUUAUAUGAAAUCAACUCCUUACUGAAGGCCAGGUGUAUGUACUAAGCCUGAGCCUGUUUUGGACAUAGAAGAUUAUGCUCUCAAUGUAACUACCUACAGCAGGCACACAAUUACACACACUGGCUGAUUAGAAUUGUUGUAAUAUAUAACUUAAGGACAAUUCACCACACUAGACCGUUCCUAUUUUUCUGUGGAUGUGUUGCCACCCUUAUUACUAGAGCCACGCCUGAGCUGUGGAGUGCACUGCAAUUAAUCUACAAUUUACCAUUAAAGCACCAUAUACCAUAGUAGGCAGUUGUUAUAUUUGGUUUUGAACAUGCACAAAUUCAUUGUUUUCUUCAUAUCUGUAAAAAUAAGAAAUGUGAUUUAUUAGGUUAUUUCCUCACUGGCCAAUGUCUAUGGUGGAAAUGUUACAUGUUGCCCUUGUCACGGAGAACAAAGGUUAAUUUUUUUUAUGUGCAAGAAGCAAUUACCCUUUAGAUCGCACUUGCAGUUGCCUGUAUAAAGAUGGCUCCUGUCACGCUAACAAACCUAAUCACACAGCUUUCUGAGAGCUGCAGCAAUUUGGCAGAUGCUAAGUUUGUCAUAGCCAUGAUGGCUGUCAUCUUUUAGAAUUACUUACACAGGCAUACUUUGUCUCUCAUGUCUGUGACAGGAAGUAAUGUUAAACAAGACUUUUAAUAGACAUGAAUGCUGUUCCAUCAUGCUUUUUUUCUGAUUGUUAAAGGGAUUAACAUGGCCUAAUUUCACUGCCCUACAGCAAUGCAUAUACAUGUUAAUUAAUUUAGGGCAGCAUCCGUGCAUUGUGGGUAAUGUCUAGGCAUUUAAGGGUUACCAGCUGCCUGAUUGGGCUACCCCUAGUCUGGCAUUCCUGUGGGCACUGCUAUUUUUAGACGUUUAUCACCUAUUCUCCCUCACCUCGUUAACUAUUUAUAGAGGCUGGCAACAGUUAGAGGCUAUGAGAUGUGCUCUGAUUUAAGACUCCAUUCUUUACCCUUUUUUUCACCUUGACUUUUUCCACUUAGCAACCCAAGCGAAUAUAUAUGUACCAUACUCCUCUCUAACACCUUUAACCACAUUAACCCAUUUACUGUCCAGGAAGAAAUGAGCAUACAGAAUACAUCCCUCUGUCCUUUAUGCUUUACUUAUAUGUUAGUCAGGUCUUUGCUCUAGUUUACACAGAUUAUGGAAGGAGCGGUCUCUGCUGCAUUGUUUAGUGAUCUGCAACUUGUGCUGGCAAAAAAAAGUAUAGCACAGUUAUAAACAUUUUUCCGCCCACUGUAUAAUGUAUGCUGAGACUUCUAAUGGCGAUUAUUAUUGUGCUUCUCUUAUGAUUGGACAGUUAUUCGCUGUGCUUUGUGCCCCUGGAAAUGCGAACACGGUAAAGGAUUUCCUAAGAGCUCCCUGCUGAAGCUAUUUAAGGUGUAGAUCUUUGCCUGUCGUGCGUCUGUGGCAUAGCACUUUGUUAGAUGGUCUGGCCUAUUAAUGUCUGAAGUACAGUGAACUGUGCGCGAACCCGGCAGAGUCGCACAGUGACCAAUGUUAUGUCUGAUUCUGAGCUGUUGCUAAGGAUAAAGCAAUUGUGUAGUUGUUCUAAUAGCUGUAUAGUAGUCUCUCAAUAUUCCGAAUGGGAAGCUGACAUAAUAUGUGUGCAUUCAGCUGGACACACACAAAGCAGCAUACAGUACACUGAUAUCUCACAAGUCUCUACAAGCACAGUGCAUCCAUGUUAAAUAUACACGGUCCCCUGCAUUAGGGUCCAUGCUGCAUAUGCUUUCAUUCCAUCAGCCUGACUGAGGUUUCUUGGGAAAUGCUGAACACUGCAUGCGAGGGACAAAGCCGCUACUGUCAAAUCAGCCUGUUUUGUACAGGAUGGGUUUUUGACAAGUAGAAUGUGUUGCUGCUUCUAAUUAAGCCUGUUUACAGGACCUGAAUGAGAAAACAACUAUGUAAAAUUACUCCUUAUGUAUGAGAGGUUGCGUAUGCAUCUGACAAGCAUUUGCUGUAAUAAGAACACUGAAUUCUAUGUCCAGUCAUAAAAGAUUCAUUUGUUUUUUAUAGGUUUAAUAAUUCAAAGAAUCCGUCACAACACAGCAGCAAGUGUUUCGCUAUUUAGGUUACUUUCAAACCACCGUGUAAAUUGUGUAUAAAAGUGAUGAAUUGCAGGGUAGAUUCACAGUGAGUGACUGGGCUGCAACAGUUCUUUCCAAAAUGUCCCCAACCAGACAUAAUGGAAAGCGGAGGAAGACAGACACAGGAUUAGACUGUGCCGACAGAUUGAAGGUUAUCUUUGAGGAAAAUGGCAGAGUAGUUACCAAAGUGCAUUUUGACAUCAAGAUGGUUGAGGAAGUAACCAAUGUAUAAUUGCUAAAUACUGGAGGUUUAUUAAUGCAUUUAAUCCAUGUUGUAGAAAUAAAGAUAACACCUCUGAUCUCCACUUUGUACAGUACCUGUAUGUUGGGUUUUGACAUGUUACAAAUUAGUCAAGUGAACUUAUGUAAUUAGUGAGUAGCCAUUAUGUUGAACAUUGUAACACCUGAUCAUUUCUUAUUGUGGACCAUUAACACUGUCAGUCUUAAAAUGUGAGACCAGUAUUUUAUGUUACCUUGUUUACAGCACUAACUGGAUAGUUUCUUAUGUCUCUGGUGCCAGAGAAUUAACAAGUAGAAAGAUAAGUUAGUAAAAUGUCUUCUAUUCCUGCCUGUGGACACCUUGUUAUGUAUGUGACUUAUUUUUCGCAUUUGUCAAUAAAUACAAGUAAGUAAAUCUCCAA
Molecule: messenger RNA, 7758 nt
Organism: Pseudophryne corroboree (corroboree frog)
Lineage: Eukaryota; Metazoa; Chordata; Amphibia; Anura; Myobatrachidae
Gene: PC
Product: pyruvate carboxylase
Exons: 22
Coding region: 145-3678 (1177 amino acids)
Biological process (GO): gluconeogenesis; pyruvate metabolic process
Cellular component (GO): cytoplasm
Molecular function (GO): ATP binding; metal ion binding; pyruvate carboxylase activity
Source: RefSeq, a predicted model, not a curated record